AAGCAGACGGCCCGUGAAGUGAUACAAGGCGACAGAUGUGGCAACAAGAGGAAGGUUGUUGCUGCUGCACACUGUCGGAGGCAGGGUGUGCUGGCCUGUGCCUCCCUCCCCCCUGCUGCCACCAUGCUGACAGACAGAAGCAGACGGCCCGUGAAGUGAUACAAGGCGACAGAGGUGGCAACAAGAGGAAGGUUGUCGCUGCUGCACACUGUCGGAGGCAGGGUAGGCUGGCCUGUGCCUCCCUCGCCCCCUGUUCCCGCCGGGACUGACUUGGAGUGGCCGUGGCAGUACAGUUUCCUGACGUUCUUCACAAAGGGUUCUUCAGGCGCGAGAGGCUGGAGUAGAUGAAGGCACACCGGGCGAUGCUGCAGCGUGCCCCCACCGGCGUCAGUAACCCAGCAGCCAUCGGGGAGCAGAGCCACAGCCGCCAGCCGCCAGCCGCCGGUGUACGUACUGUCUGUGUUGGGCUGGCCGGGUUAUCGUAGACAGAGCGCCACGCCAAAGAUUCCCAAGUGUUGUUGUGACGUGUAAGUCUGUAUGGAGUUGGUGCAGUGUAGAUGUGAUGGAUGUGGUGGGAAAAUGGGGGAUACCUGGGAAAAAUGAAAAUGGAGACUGCCUUGUGGAUGUCUGUGCUGAGAGGGGAAUGUUCCUAGCGAACACCUUCUUUCAGCACAAGAAUAUCCACCGAUACACAUGGAGGAGGGGAGAAGAAAACGAGCAAAAAGGAUUGAUUGAUUAUGUGGCAGUAGAUGAAAGGCUUAGAAAAGAAAUUUGUGACGCGAAGGUAGUAAUAGGAAUGUUCGAUGGAUCUGACCAUCUUGCAGUGCUGGCAAAGUUAAAGCUGAAAGAAAAGUGGGUGUUUGAAAAGAAAGGUGAAGUAAAAAAGGAAAUACUGAAGAUAGAAAAGUUACAGGAAAAAGAAAUAAAAGAUGAGUAUAACCGUGAAAUGGCAGAGGCCUUAAGUGAAAAAUGGGGAAGUGUAAAAGAUAAUACAAAUAUUGAAAAAGUUUUUGAAACAUUUAAAGAAAUAAUAGUAACUAUAACAACAAAAGUGUUAGGGAUGAAAGUGGUGAGAGAUGGAAAAAGAAAAGGAAAUUCAUGGUGGAUAGAAGAGAUAAGGAGGAUAGUAAAAGAGAAAAGGGAACUUUUUAAGAACACUCAAGAAAGAAAUGUGGCUGAACAAGUAAAAAGGGAAAGGAAAAAGAAAUAUAGAGAAUGCAAAAUGAAAUUAAAACAAGCAAUAAAAGAAAGUAAGAAGAGAGUUGAUGAAGACUUUGGAAAAAGACUAAGUGAAAAAUAUAAAGGGAACAGGAAAUCAUAUUGGAAAGAAGUAAAAAACAAAAGAAAUGCAAAAAAUAUCUCCUCAAGUAAAAUAAAUGAAGUUAUGGAUGAGAAUGGAAAGAUGUUGAAAGACGGGGAAGCUGUGAAGGAGAGAUGGAGAGAAUAUUUAAAAAACUUAAUGAAUUUUGAGGAUGGACGUCCAGCAGUUUUGGGUAGAGGUUGAGGAGGAGUAUAUAAAGAAAGAAGUAUAACAAAGAAGUAAAUCAGGCAAUAAAAAGAUUAAAAAAUGGAAAGGCAGCAGGAAUUGAUGGAAUCACAGCAGAAAUGUUGAAGUGUGGAGAAGAUGUAGUUGUUAAAUGGAUGGUCAAGAUAUGUGAAGUAGCAUGGUGGUGCCAGCAGACUGGACGAAAGCCAUCAUUGUCCCAGUUUACAAGGGGAGGGGAAUGUGGGAGCUAUAGAGGUAUAAGUCUCCUGAGUAUACCCGGAAAGGUAUAUGGAAAAGUCGUAAUAGAGAGGGUGCAAAGACUUACAGAAGAAAAAAUCAGUGAAGAACAAGGAGGCUUCAGGAAGGGAAGGGGAUGUGUGGAUCAGAUAUUUGCCUUCAGGAUGGUAGUAGAAAAAAUAUUAGCAAAAGGAAAGAAACUAUAUGCUGCCUUCAUGAAUUUGGAAAAAGCUUAUGACAGAGUCGAUUGGAUUGCAUUGUGGGAUGUUUUAAAGAUUUAUGGUAUGGGAGGAAAACUGCUUAGUGCAAUAAAGUCUUUCUAUGAGGAUG
Eriocheir sinensis (Chinese mitten crab) is the source of this 2053-nucleotide messenger RNA. RefSeq lists its product as uncharacterized. The transcript is spliced from 2 exons. The coding region runs from base 563 to 1504 and encodes 313 amino acids. The record is from RefSeq and is a predicted model, not a curated record. NCBI's taxonomy places the organism in Eukaryota, Metazoa, Arthropoda, Malacostraca, Decapoda, Varunidae.